AUGUCUACCUCUUCAAGCAAUGACUCAAAUACGCAAAAAAAACCCACUGUAAUUUUAUGUAUUGGUAUGGCAGGCUCCGGUAAAACAACUUUUAUGCAGCGAUUAAAUGCACAUCUUCAUGGUAUUAAAAAACCACCUUACAUAAUAAAUCUUGAUCCUGCAGUUACUCAACUCCCAUUCACUGCGAAUAUUGAUAUUCGAGAUACAGUAAAUUAUAAAGAAGUUAUGAAACAAUAUAGUUUAGGUCCAAAUGGUGGUAUAGUAACAAGUUUGAACUUGUUUACCACAAAAUUUGAUCAAGUUUUAGAAUUUGUAUCAAACCAUACGCCUGGACAAAUUGAAAUAUUCACAUGGUCAGCUUCUGGCACAAUUAUAACUGAAGCAUUAGCUGCAUCUUAUCCAUGUGUGGUAGCUUAUGUCAUUGAUACACCUAGAACAGCAAGCCCAUCAACAUUUAUGAGUAAUAUGUUAUAUGCAUGCAGUAUUUUAUAUAAAACAAAACUCCCAUUUAUACUGGUAUUUAAUAAAACAGAUGUAGUUUCACAUCAAUUUGCUGUUGAUUGGAUGACUGAUUUUGAAUCUUUUCAAGAAGCACUUCAAAAAGAUACUAGUUAUAUGACUUCACUUAUGAAUUCAAUGUGUUUGGUUUUAGAAGAAUUUUAUAAACAUUUACGAUUAGUUGGUGUAUCAGCAAUGUCAGGUUUAGGAAUGGAUGAAUUUUUUGAAGCUGUAGGUGAAGCUGUUAAAGAAUAUGAAAAAGACUAUAAACCAGAAUUGGAAAGAUUAAUUAAAGAAAAGGCAGAACGAAAAGAAGCAGAGAAACAAGCACAGUUAUCAAGAUUAAUGAAAGAUAUGGACGUAGCAGAUAAAUCACCUAAAAUGAUAGAUCCUGAUUACAAAGCAAUGAAAUCAUAUCAAGGUAAACUUGAAGAAGAAACUUUUGCCCAUUGGAUACAACAAACCCGUCAAGGAGGUAGUGAUGGUGGAAGUGGAAUAAUUUGA
This is a messenger RNA of Entrophospora sp. SA101, 1002 nucleotides long. The record is from the annotation of a GenBank genome assembly. Lineage: Eukaryota; Fungi; Glomeromycota; Glomeromycetes; Entrophosporales; Entrophosporaceae.